AUGCAAUCACAAUCAUUAGUGUCUUAUCAUAAAGGACUAGGUAUAGGUGAUAAUUAUUCUGAAUGGAAUUUAUUACGAGAAGAUAUAAGUUUACCAGCUGCUGUUCUUGUAUCGGAAAAUAUUGAAAAUAAUCUUGAAUGGAUGCAAAAAUUUAUUGAAAAAUAUAAUGUUAAAUUAGCACCACAUGGUAAAACAACAAUGGCACCUAAACUUUUUCAUAAACAACUUGAACAUGGUGCUUGGGCAAUAACAUUAGCGACUGUUCAACAAGUACAAGUCGCUUAUUCAGUUGGUAUUCGUCGUAUAUUAAUGGCAAAUCAAUUAAUUGGUAAAACAAAUAUGAAAAUUAUUCAAGAAUUAUUAAAUAAUGAUCCUAAUUUUGAUUUCUAUUGUUUAAUUGAUUCAUCAGCUAAUAUCGAACAACUUGGACAAUUUUUUAAUAAUAAUAAAACACAAAAACGAUUACAAGUUCUUCUUGAAAUCGGUGUUAAUAAUGGACGAACAGGAAUACGAAAUGAAGACGAAGAAAAACUUAUUUUAGAUACUCUAUCAAAAUAUGAAAAUUCUUUAGCUCUUGUAGGUGUUGAAUUAUUUGAAGGUGUAUUAAAUGAUGAACAAUCCAUCCGACUUAUGUUACAACGAACUGUUGAUUGUUUACAACGUUUAAUUAAUUCAAAUAAACUAUCUCGUUCACCACCAAUAUUAUCAGGUGCUGGUUCAGCAUGGUAUGAUAUUGUUGCUGAAGAAUUUUCUAAAGUUAAUUCUACAGUUGAUAUUGUUCUUCGAUCUGGUUGUUAUCUAUCACAUGAUAUGGGUACUUAUCACCGUGCACAAGCACGUAUUCUUCAACAAAAUUCAAUUGCUAAAGAAAUUAGUACUAAUGGUGCACUUCGACCUGCACUUCAAAUUUGGGCUUAUGUACAAUCAAUACCUGAAACGAAUCGAGCAAUUAUUGGUUUUGGUAAACGUGAUGCAGCAUUUGAUGCUGGUUUUCCUAUACCUAUUCUUCAUUAUCGACCGGAAUGGUCUAAACCUAUUGAAAUAGAUGAAAAAAACUAUCAAAUAACACAUAUGAUGGACCAACAUGCAUAUUUAAGUUGUCCAUCUGAUCAUAAUCUUCAUAUUGGUGAUAUAAUUGCAUUUGAUAUAUCUCAUCCAUGUUUAACAUUUGAUAAAUGGAGAAAAAUUUUACUUAUUAAUAAUCAAUAUACAGUCAUUGAUAUUAUUGAUACACAUUUUUAA
Messenger RNA from Adineta steineri, 1242 nucleotides. The record is from the annotation of a GenBank genome assembly. NCBI's taxonomy places the organism in Eukaryota, Metazoa, Rotifera, Eurotatoria, Adinetida, Adinetidae.